AUGAUCGUUUCCCUCCGUACCCCUGGUCCAGUAGCAACCGUCUCUCGGAAGAUCUAUAGUUCAGAGGAAGAGGUUUGGAAACCAGAGAGAGAACUUCUGGUAGAAUUGCACAGAGUUGGAAAAAUAAUGGCGGAGAUACUAAGCCCUAAGGCUUCAAAGCAGAGACCUCCGACGGCGACGCGUCUACAAUCGCCAACUAGUCCCUUCUUUUUGGCCUCAAACAAUGAUGAACUCGAACGAGCUCAGUCACGGGCCGUCCGUGCCGCUGCCAUUAGACGCAAAGCAAUAGAUUCAAUUGCCGCUCCUCCUCCUACUCCGUCCGAUCCUUGUCUUAGCAAAGAUCAGAUCGUUGAGUUGUUCCAAAAUUGCAUUAAGCUUGCGAGUGAGAAUAAAAUAAACCAAAAGAACAGUUGGGAGCUGAAGCUUAUAGAUCAUCUGAGCGAGAUUAUUCAACCGGUGGAUGAUGCGGAGACAAAUUUUCUAAAGGCAAGUUGCACAUUGGAAGCUGGAGUGAAAAUAUACUCUGAGAGUGGAUUCAGUUCACUCAGAAGCAUAUAA
Molecule: messenger RNA, 558 nt
Organism: Ilex paraguariensis (yerba mate)
Lineage: Eukaryota; Viridiplantae; Streptophyta; Magnoliopsida; Aquifoliales; Aquifoliaceae
Source: the annotation of a GenBank genome assembly